Molecule: messenger RNA, 1682 nt
Organism: Polyodon spathula (Mississippi paddlefish)
Lineage: Eukaryota; Metazoa; Chordata; Actinopteri; Acipenseriformes; Polyodontidae
Gene: ppme1
Product: protein phosphatase methylesterase 1
Exons: 14
Coding region: 157-1341 (394 amino acids)
Biological process (GO): protein demethylation
Molecular function (GO): protein methylesterase activity
Source: RefSeq, a predicted model, not a curated record
CUGCGCUUCAUUACAAUGUCGCUGUAGGGACCGACUGUGGCUUGUUCAGGAACAUUUUUUUUUAUUUGAUCGGUGUUUGCUGUCUACACUGCGGACGAUUCGGUCUGUAUGAGGGGUGGAUCGGUGGAGGGGAAAUAGCACUAAUAACAGCCUGAUAUGGAGAAGAAUUUGCAUUUGAAUCGGUUGCCAUCCAGACCUCCACUUCCUGCAAGAGGAAUUCAGUCUGGCUCUAAAAUGAGAAUGGGGCCUGGAAGAAAAAGAGACUUCUCCCCUGUUCCUUGGAGCCAGUACUUUGAGAACAUGGAAGAUGUUGAAGUAGAAAAUGAAACCAGCACGGAUACUUUCAGAAUCUACAGCAGUGGCUCAGAAGGGCCUGUUCUGCUUCUGUUACACGGAGGAGGCCAUUCAGCUCUUUCCUGGGCAGUUUUCAGUGCUGUUAUAUUUAACUGGAUCAAAUGCCGGGUAGUAGCUGUUGACCUGAGAGCACAUGGUGACACAACAGUGAACAGUUCUGAUGAUCUUUCAGCAGACACUAUGUCCAAGGACAUCGGAAAGGUGAUUGAAGUGUUGUACGGUGAAAACCCUCCACCAAUCAUGUUGAUCGGUCACAGUAUGGGCGGUGCUAUUGCAGUCCACACAGCGGCAGCCAAUCUGGUGCCAUCGCUGCUGGGCAUCUGCGUCAUCGACGUGGUGGAAGGCACAGCGAUGGAUGCUUUGAACAGCAUGCAGAAUUUCUUGCGCAGUCGACCAAAAACCUUUAAAUCUCUUGAGAAUGCCAUUGAGUGGAGUGUAAAAAGUGGACAAAUCCGAAACCUUGAGUCUGCAAGAGUGUCAAUGGGCGGGCAAGUGAAAAAAUGUGAGGAUCCUGUCGGCAGCCCUGGCAUCUCUAAAACGAUCAUCGAAGGGAUCAUCGAGGAAGAGGAGGAGGAGGAGGAAGAGGCAGAGAGAGAAGGAGGAGGAGAACGCGGGAAUGAAGGAGAGUCAAACAACAAAAGGAAGAAAGAAGACGACCUGGAGGUGAAGGAGUGCCCUUACACCUGGAGGAUUGAGCUGGCUAAAACUGAGAAGUAUUGGGACGGCUGGUUUCGAGGGCUGUCCAGCCUCUUUCUCAGCUGUUCUGUACCCAAACUACUGCUUCUGGCAGGUGUUGACAGGCUGGAUAAAGAUCUCACAAUCGGACAGAUGCAAGGAAAAUUUCAAAUGCAGGUUCUGCCUCAGUGCGGCCAUGCGGUACACGAAGACGCGCCAGAGAAAGUAGCUGAAGCUCUUGCAACUUUUAUGGUCCGUCACAAGUUCACAGAAACCAAGGGGGGAUUCCAAUGCAUGUUUCCUGCUUGCUAAUGGGCCUUCAGCACUGAAUUUCUCUGUAAAUAACUUGAACCAGAGGCUACUGUGAUGUAUCUCCAUCUGCCAGUUUAUUCAACAAUAAAAUACAGCAACUAAACCUCUAAUGGAAACCAUUAAUGCUCUGAUUUUGAUGGGCAAACAAAAAACACUGCUGAUAUUUAUUGUGGGCUCAAAUAAUAUGCUUUGAACUUAUGGGUUUUGUAUUCUCAUUAUUGGAAUUAUUAUUAUUUGUAUUCCUAUCUGUUCCUGUUGCCUUAUUUAAGGUUAAGCGUUUUUUAGACCCAUUGUGUUCCUCGUGGCUGGUUUUUAAAAAUAAAAAUGCAAAACUCCUGAAA